This is a messenger RNA of Poecile atricapillus (Black-capped chickadee), 2213 nucleotides long. It is a transcript of the gene CHCHD6, whose product is annotated as coiled-coil-helix-coiled-coil-helix domain containing 6. NCBI's taxonomy places the organism in Eukaryota, Metazoa, Chordata, Aves, Passeriformes, Paridae. Gene Ontology annotation, biological process: cristae formation; DNA damage response. The record is from RefSeq and is a predicted model, not a curated record. Bases 166 to 1143 code for a protein of 325 amino acids. Gene Ontology annotation, cellular component: MICOS complex; mitochondrion. The transcript is spliced from 9 exons.
CAAUUUUAACGCCGGGUUCACUGCCAGGGCGGUGUGGAGGGCGGGCUCACCGGGACAGGAGCGGGACUCAGUCGCCGCUCCCGGCACAGACUACAGCCCCCAGCGUGCACCGCGCCCCGCCGCCAGCACCGCGCUCUGCUAUUGGCCGCUCCGCGGCCGCCGCCAAUGGGGAGCGGGUACGUUGGCAGGCGCUGCGAGGGUACCGGCGCUGCUGGCAGCCGGUGCAGGAGAGGGGCGCGGCGAGGACAGGAGACCCCGGACAGCAUGGGCGGCUGCGAGAGCAGCCACGGCGGCAGGAGGGUGUCCUUCGGGGUGGAUGAGCGGGAGCAAGUCCGGGUGCUGCAGGGCAUCAGGCUCACUGAAGAUGUAGUGAACCGGAUGAAAGGGUCCCCUCAAAGUAAAAGAUGUUUCCAGAAGUCUCCCCGUGCAUCCAAUGGCACAGCUCCAUCUUCACUGGCUGCAGGAGUGAGACCCAGAUCUCCAGGAAUUCAGCCACCAAAGGCAAGUGACUCUGCUGCAGAGCAUGAACUCUACAGGAGGUAUGAGCAAGAACAGGCACUGGUCCAAGAGGAGUUGCUCCAUCUGGCCAGAAGAGAAAGGGAAGCAGCCAGUGAGGCCAAGGAAAGGAACAGCAUUAAUGAGGAGAGGCAGAGAACAGCCCAGAUGCCUGUGGAUUUGGACGCCUGGGCUAUGGAGCUGCAAGAUAGGGAGGCAGAGUUGAAGUUACAAGAGGCCUUCUAUAAAGAUCAGUUGGCUCGCAUUGAGAAGAAGCUCUGCACAAGUGGUCAAGUGUUCUACGGACUGUUUCAACUCCUUAGUGGUUGUCAAGCAUUGCAGGAGUUAGGAAUAUUGUACACCUUUCCACCAGUGAUCCUUCACAGCAUGCCUGCGAGGAGGAGGAACGCUGAUCCUGUCUGUUCAAACUUGCAGUCUGAAAUUCUGAAGUGCUACCGAGAAAACAAACAUGAAGUGCUCAAAUGCUCGGAGCUGGCGAAGGAAUAUCAGCGCUGUGUUAGUGCAGCUCAGAAGACCUGCAGCAGAGACCAGCUAAUGCCAACUGUGGGACAGUCAUUUUAUGAGGAGGCACCAAAACUUCUCAGUCUGAGCCUCAACUCCAUUAAUUGGGAGUAUCCUGUCAUGUGAGAACAGCAAUUCCAAACUGCCUGGACUUGUUGCAUAUUCACCUUGUCUGGUGCAUAUGCAAUGAUAAGGGCAUGGAGAAGAGGUAAAGCUUCUCCUUCCCUUUACUGGCUCCUUCUGCUCAAGGUAAGUGCUGUAGCAACCUGGUAGCAUCUUUCAGAGAGGAUUCCAGGUUGGAACAAAAUGAAAGGGUGCCAAGUCUGCACUGGCAUGGUUGCAAUGCUAGGGGGGUUCAAACGUGGACAAAGAGAGGGUUUAGUCUUAGAGAUAUGGUGUCUCUCAGCUCAUCAGUUCUGGGAGGCUGGACCCAUAGGCAUACCUGGUAUGUGGGUAGGUUAGGCUGGAAAGAAUUCAUUGAGGUUAUGAACUGGCUGUCUUCAUUUUCUCCUGAAAUAAGUAAAAAUAUAAUAGAAUCAAUCAUAUAAUGGUUUCAUCUGGAAUGGACCUUAAAGAUCAUCUAGUUCCACCCCCCUGCCAUGGAUAGAGACACCUGCAACUAGAUGAGGUUGAAAUAUGUAGUUAUGAUUUUAAACAUGAAAUUGUCCAACUGUGAUAUUCUUUAAAAGUGUUUUAAAAAAGGUUUAACCAGAACACAGAAGGGUUAACCACCGAGUAGCCACAGAAGUGAUGUUGGUUUUUUGGUUUUUUUUUCACAAAAUGUAGCAUUCCUGGACACUUUACUGAAGUGUUACAAUGUGAAUACAGCAAAUUACUUCAUUGCAAAAUUGAUCGUGAGUUGUUACUGCUUCAUUCAUUGCAAUUUCAGUGAGUGCUAUUGGAGUUUUUAAAAUAUAUUGCUCUGUGCAUAACUUUUAAGUCACUAAUGAUGAGAAAAAUUACCUGGAAAAUUAGAGUCAGUGGAGUAUUAUUGAUGGUUCAUUUGUCAGAUUUCUGCAUAACCUUUGUCUUAAUAAUUCGGUGAACAAUUUUCUCUUUAUUCUUGAGUCCUUUGAAGCUUUUCCGGUUCAUUGUUGUCAGAGAUGGGGCUGUCCUUGGAGAUUCAAGGCCAGCAUAUUCAGUCUACAUGGACCAUGUAUCAGCCAAUAUCAGCCUGCUGUGCAGAAGCAGCCCGA